GUUGACCAAGGAAUGGAGUGAUCUCUGAUAAAUUCAGUUGGGCAACUCGGCUUUUUACGGCCAGGGUCUCUCCCUUCGUGUUACUCAAGAUGGGUUCACACACGCUAGAAGUGUUACGCCAGGGCUUGUGGGGUUCUUUAACCGGGGGAUGGUAUUUUGACCCACACCAGAGUAUUUUUUGCAACACACUCCACCUGUAUUUGUGGCUCUUCCUGUUGUUUUUCCCAUUGGGUUUGUACAUGGCUUUUCCCCCCUUCCCAACGAUAUGGGCCACCUACUGCGUCUUGACCGCCGUCGUCUUUUCCUGCAUCAAGUUCGUCAGCCACCGCAUGCAUGUGACCUUCGAUGCCGGGGAGGAGGCAGCCCCGGCGGGGCAAGCAGAGGAGGAGAAGCCCAGCGAGGACGAUGGCAAAGACAGGGAGGCUGGGGAGAAUGAGAACGAGUUCAGCACUAGCAGCCAUCAGAGGACCAAGUUUGGCAUGGAAGAUGAUGCCAUUGAGCUAGAGGAGCUAAAUAGCAACCCCCAACAUGUGGCAUCUCAUUCAAGAAGAGACAGUUCCAGAGACUCCUUCCAUCAAGACAACGAAAAGGGGGCAUGGAGUGACAAGGAUCUGCCGGGGAGCAUCCGUGUGGAGAUCCAUCCCCAGAAGGACCCGCCUACCACCAGUCACCUGGACGAUUCCCUGACGCAGGCCCUGGACGCGUUGGACAACAUGGAGAAUGACCUCAAGCUGGAUAUCGUAGACGUGUCCUCAAAGCAACUUGGUGGGAACGAAACAGUGCCACCAACAACACUUAGGAGUCAUGGUUCACCUCAUAGCAGAAGGAAAAGACAAGUCUCCCCACAGGAUUCAACUAGGUUGUCCAAUCGUAGACGAAACCGUACAUCCAUGGGAACCAACACAGGUAGGGCCACACCAUCCCCAAAGGGCCCCUCAAGCACGGAACUCGGCAGCGACACAGACUUCAAGACAGAGAGAGGAGUCUUAGACUCAGUGCCGGCGUCGCUGUCGACCGUAUCUAUGCAAGAACAAAGCUCUGGGACUCCGCAGGGAAAGUUGACAAAGAGGGACCUUGAGAGUUGCCCUCACCUCGGUUUGUCCAGCAUCACCCCACGGGCAGACUCUGACUCCCUUCUUGCCAUGCUCACUAAAGAGAGAACUUCCGAACAAGAGACGGAAGUGAAAGAUGAAGCUCGCAGGAGGACUAAGAGCAGUGGUAGUGGGGAGAGAACCAGGAACAGACACUCUGCUGAGCAGCUCUCGGCAUCAGGCCGACCUGGGAGGUUUAGCUUCCUAGACAGCUCAGCAGGACAAUCACUAACCCCACCUAGCAGACGAAGAACUGCCUCUGGUAACAGACAAAUGUCUAGUAAGAAAAGCAGGCGACAGAGUGACCGGCAGAAGGAGUUAGCUUUACCCAUCGAGGAGAAUAACAACGAGCUGAAACAGUCUCCGGAACCCAGAGACAAACAUGAUAAGAGAACUCCAAGCCCAACUGGGCAUGGUAGACGCACGUCUCCCGACGAUCAUAGAAACUCUUUAUUGAAAAGAGCAUCCCCAACCCAUGUAGGGACGUCUCCGCUGUCUGGAAUGAGUGAUGGCAGCCCUCGCUUGCAGAACCUUUCAGACACUGUGUCCGAAGAUUCUUUGGACCUGAUUGUCAAGAACGUUCUAGGCUCAGGUGUGGAGAUUGACGAAAACUGUGACUCCAGUCACACCCUGACCUCGUCUAAGAAGUCGGGGCAGGGUGCAACCAGCUCAAGCUCUGAUGAUGAUAGUACAGUAGUGUCGGAACACUCAGCUUUCUUAGGAUCAUCAGGCAAUGCAGCAAGUUCCAGGAGUACAUCUAGUUCCACAGGAAUCCAGUGGUUAUUCAACACAGAAGGGGAAGGUUCAUCAGAUAAAGGGGGUGAGCUGAGUUCCACGAGUAAAGCGUCAGCGAGGGAGCCCUCCCCACGUAGCCAUAAUCGGGCUAAAGAGGGCGCUAUACCAAAGAGGAAGGCCCGUCUGAGUAACAGUACUAGCCAAAGUGACGAGGAGAUCAAGCCAGAGCUUGAGGCAAACCAAGAGAACACGGGAACCAACAGCAGUAACCGUCUGAUUGGCAGGAUGAUGAAACGAGUCUUGAGGGAGGAGUCACUCCGGUUCCAACUGGAGGAUGUCAAUCCUACCAUACGACGAGCCAGGCGACGGGCAAGGUACCUGAGCUCGACCAGCGAGUCGAGACAGCGCCACCACAGUGAUAGGGACGAGCGCACGUCCUCAAGCGAUCGUCGACACAGACGAGAGCCCAGGCAGACUACCCACCCUCCCCCCUCACCGUACCUGGCAGCCAUCGUGAGGCGUGAGGGAAGGUACAUGGCCUCAGCCCAUGACGACUCGUCCCCCGGGUCGGUACACUGCUUCCAGGAUGAGCAUGGUAACUGGAUGACAUACACGUUUGAUGAGAACAGUCCCGGAGUAGCUCAGAGGCUGGACACAGACCCUAACCCUAACGCUGAGGCCUCACCGCCAUCAGAUCCUGAGAAACCCUCCAUCGAUUGGCCGGACAGUUCCAGUUGCCACUCUGACUCCACCGUCAUCACCAUGCCCAAGUCCUCAGGAGCUACCCUAGACAGCGGCGGUGGCCCCUCCUCUCUGGACAGUCACAUCCCAAGCUCCAUCCUCUUCAAUCUCACCAGCCAGCACUCCUCCUCGGCGGCCGGUGGGGGCAGCCAGUCCUGGGAGCUGCCCCGUAACUUCCUCAGCGAGCUGGGCUUACAGAGUCUGAUCGAGGACGUCCGGAGGCAGAACAGCGACCAGAGCACGCGGGACGAGGCUAUCAGCCUGGCCAGCGCGGAGCGCAGCCGGAAGCGGCGUGAGCGGGCCCGGAUCAAGCACAACUACCGCUUCUGGGUGUUACCGGGCCGGUCGUUGCGGGUGACCUUUGACCGGCUGGCCUUCCUUGCUCUGUUUGACAGGAAUCGUACCUUCUUAGAGAGCAUGAUAGCUGUGCUGUUGUCUGUUCUAGUCUCUGUCCUGGGUUUCGCCGUGCUCAGUCAGGGUUACCUUCAUGAUUUCUGGGUCUUCUGGUUCUGCUUCGUCCUUGCCAGCUGUCAGUACUCACUCCUUAAGAGUGUUCAACCGGAUGCAGCUUCUCCUAUGCAUGGUCACAACCAGAUUAUAGCCUACAGCCGGCCCAUGUACUUCUGCAUCUGUUGUGGUCUUAUCCUCCUGCUGGACUAUUGUGCCAGCCAGCCCAUGUUGUACCAGACUGCCCCCAGUCUAUAUGGGCUGUCUAUAGGGGGGCAGGCCUUGCUCUGGCUGGGCAGGGAUAUGCUUAUAGUGUUUGUGUUAUGUUUUCCAUUGAUCUUCCUGCUGGGGCUUCUACCACAGUGCAAUACCUUUGCUACGUACCUCCUAGAGGUCAUCGAUGUACAUAUAUUUGGUGGCAAUGCAACUACCGGUCUCGCUGCAGCAGUCUACUCUUUUUCCCGAAGCGCCCUCGCUGUGUUAUUACUCGUUGGUUUUGCUUUCGGUGCUCUGAAGGACAAUGCAACGUCUCAGCACCUGUUGUUCUCCGUGUUCUGUGGCCUCCUAGUAGCAAUCAGCUACCACCUCAGCCGAAGUGCCUCAGAUCCAAGUGUCUUGUGGUCAAUUAUCAAGAAAUUUGUCAUGACUGAAUCUCAAGCCAAGCCGGAGGGAUCCCUGGAUGAAAUCAGAGAUCCCCUGCCUGGGAAACUCCAGAAAUCUGUGUGUGAGAGGCUGCAGUCAGACCUCAUCAUAUGCCUCCUGUACGUCGCGGUCCUCUUCGGCGUCCACGCCAGCACCGUCUUCACCGUUCUCCAGCCUGGCCUGAGCUACGUGCUGUACGGCAUCGCCGGGGUGCUGGGGUUCCUGCUGCAUUACCUCAUGCCCCAGCUACGCAAGGAGAUGCCCUGGCUGUGCAUCUCACACCCGCUGUUCAAGAACCACGAGUACUUCCAGUUUGAAGUCAGGGAUGCAGCAAAAGUCAUGUGGUUUGAGAGGUUGUUCGUCGUCCUGUGCUUUCUGGAGCGUAACAUCAUCUACCCCUUGGUCUUCCUCUGUGGCCUGACCACAACGGGAAAGAGUAUCACAGAUUUCUUCUCUCCAAUUGCCGGUGCCUUCAUUUUGACAGUCUGCGGACUCAAGCUUCUCCGUAGUGCCUUCUCCAACACCGCCACCCAGUACCCCAUCCUAGCCCUCACUGUGCUCUUCUUCAAGUUUGACUUCCACCAGGACACCAUCCUCUUGGACCUCUUUGUCGUCAAUUACUUCCUGAUGUCCAUCUUUCUUCACAAGCUGCAUGAGUGGAUUCUCAAGAUGAAGUUUGUCUUCACUUACAUCGCUCCAUGGCAGAUCACCUGGGGUUCGGCAUUCCACGCGUUCGCUCAGCCAUUCAGUGUGCCUCACUCUGCCAUGCUGUUCCUGCAGACGCUCAUCUCGGCGUUCUUCUCCACUCCUCUCAACCCCAUCCUAGGCAGUGCAAUAUUCAUCACCUCCUACCUCCGACCCAUGAAGUUCUGGGAGAGAGAUUACAACACCAAGCGAGUGGACCACUCCAACACCCGCCUGUCCACCCAGCUGGACAAGAACCCCGGCUCGGACGACAACAACCUCAACUCCAUCUUCUACGAGCACCUGACCCGCUCGUUGCAAGAGACGCUGUGUGGAGACCUGGUGGUGGGCCGAUGGGGGACCGUCAUCGCGGGCGACUGCUUCAUCCUAGCCUCCGACUACCUGAACGCGCUGGUGCACGUCAUCGAGGUGGGCAACGGACUGGUCACCUUCCAGCUCAGGGGACUGGAGUUCAGAGGAACUUACUGUCAGCAGAGGGAAGUGGAAGCCAUCACAGAAGGAGUGGACGAUGAUGAUGGUUGUUGUUGCUGUUACCCAGGCCACCUACCCCACUUCUUGUCAGCCAAUGCAGCCUUCAGUCAGCGUUGGUUAGCUUGGGAGGUCAUCGCCAGCAAGUACAUCUUACAGGGCUACAGCAUAUCAGACAAUUGUGCGGCUUCCAUGCUGCAAGUCUUUGAUCUACGCAAGAUCCUCAUCACCUACUAUGUCAAGAGCAUCAUCUACUACGUAGUCCGCUGCCCCAAACUGGAGCAGUGGGUCGUCAACGAGACAAUCCAAGAGGCGUUGAAGGAUUGCAGCGAGGAUCGAUACACGGACUGCGACCCGACCUUCACCCCUAAGAUUGAUGAAGACUACGACCUGCGACAGAGCGGGAUAUCUAGAGAGAGCUUCUGUAACUGUUACUUGGGUUGGAUACAGCACUGUGCCAGCAGGAGAGAAGAGGAGUUGGACAGUAGCAAGCCGUCUUGGUUGGUAACCCUGUGUUUUGCCCUGUGUCUUCUGGGCAGGCGGGCGCUGGGUACCGCCUCACACCAUCUAUCAACGAGUAUUCUGGAGUCCUUCCUGUACGGUCUACACGCUCUCUUCAAGGGUGAUUUCCGCAUCACCUCAGUCAGGGAUGAGUGGGUCUUCACUGAUGUAGAGAUGCUCAGACGUUGUGUGGCCCCGGGGGUCCGAAUGUCUCUCAAGCUCCACCAGGAUCAUUUUACGUCCCCAGAGGAGUACGAGGACCACCAGCCAUUGUACGAUGCCAUCACCAGCCAUGAACAGAACCUGGUGAUAGCCCAUGAGGGUGACCCUCAGUGGAGGAAUGCUGUCCUGUCUAACACCCCGUCACUCCUAGCUCUCAGACAUGUCUUGGACGAAGGCUCUGACGAUUACAAGAUCAUUAUGCUGAACAAGAAAUACCUGAGCUUCAGAGUUAUCAAGGUGAACAGGGAGUGCGUGCGUGGAUUAUGGGCAGGCCAGCAGCAAGAGCUGGUCUUCCUCCGUAACCGCAACCCAGAGCGAGGCAGCAUCCAGAACGCCAAGCAGGCGCUGCGUAACAUGAUCAACUCAUCCUGCGACCAGCCCAUCGGAUAUCCCAUCUACGUCUCGCCGCUGACCACGUCCUACGCAGACAGCAGCGAGCAGCUGGCCAGUAUCAUCGGAGGGCCACUGAGCUUCGGUAACAUCAAAGCCACGGUCAUCAGCUGCUGGAGAAGGAUCCGCAUGCAUUGUGUGACGGGCUGUAGCAGCGGGGGUGGGGGACCUGACGGAGGGGACAAGGAUGACACAGAGACGGUCACUGGGGGAGGGGCCAACACAAGCCACACCCUCAACUCACAAGGAGAGAACACGUCUCAACCCCAGCAGGGCUCCACGGGCCAAUCCGACACCUCCUCCCAGCAGCUACAGACCCCAGGUCACAACAGACACAGUCUUGGGUCCAGCACGGGGUCCGUGGGGAAGCAGGGGAUGGGGCGCAUCCCGCUGGCUACUCUGUUUGGGGAUUCGGCGUACCACAAGGACCCGUACCUGGGCCACAGAGUUAGGAUUAUGGAUCCAAGUCUGGUCUACGACACCCUCAACAAUAGCAAGUUUGUCAUGUGGCCUGAGGAGAGCAUGCGAUCAACGGGAGGCAGGAACUCCUGGAAGAGCUGGUACCCGGAAGAAGGCAUGGAAGGUGCAGUGGUCCACACUUGGGUACCGUGCCAUCGGGACCAGUCUCGCAGGUCGCACAUUGACAAGACGAUACUCUUGGUCCAGGUCGGCCACCGGUAUGUCCCCAUUCCUGAAGGGGCGGUCUUGGACCUGGGCGCUGAGGUUUGACGAAGGUUAAUUGACACUGUGAGACAGACAGCGUGACGUCAGUGGUGGACCAAUCACAGAUGUGCUCCCAUUCCAGAAUGGGCCUUGGCUUUGAGGUGGGAUGAUGCCAAGUGGCCCACUGUGAGAAACGGAGAGAAUUAGAAAUUUGGAAGUUGAACCAAUCACAGAUCGAUUCCCAUUCCAGAAAGUCGAAGUUUGGGACCUGGUUUUGGGUUUGUUGAUGUCAGUUGACGACCCUGAGCAAUAGAGAGAGAAAUUGAAAGUUGACCCAAUCACAGAUCUGUUCCCAUUCUAGAACGGUCUAGACCUUGGCACUGAGGGUUUGAUGAUGCUUAUUGACCCCAUAAGAAACAGGGGGAGGAGGGUUGACCCACUUACAGAUCUGACCCCAUUCCAGAAUGGGCAGCUGUUUUGAUUGGGACCAUGAGGUUUUCAAAGUCCGCGAUAAAGACUUGCCGAUGAAGAGUAGCAUCAGGCCCUAUUUUGCCCAUUCUUGAAUUGGCUGAUUAUGACCCAGGCACAAAAGUAAAAUGGCGAACCAAAUUUUUACAUCUGCAACUUGAAAUAAAAGGCAGUGUACUUGACAGGAUAUUGCUACUUGAGAAUUGCUGCUUAAACAUUGCUGCUUGGAACCUUUUGGAGAGGGCCCCUUUUCGACCUGGGCAGAAAGUUUGUUGCUUUAGCUUUCGAAGAUUGAUCACGGCUUAAAGGCCAGUUGAUACACGGCAUUCAGAGGUUGCUUAAGCUGAACCCAUUUUAACACCAGCACAUUUCACUCUGCAUUGCUUUGCAAUGUCAGUUCCAAUUUCAUUUGCAUUCACCUGAAGUAUGUACUGACCUUAAUUUCCGAGUGAGACCGCCGUGUUAUAUAAGAUAUUUAUUCCGUGAACAUCUCUGAACGGGUGGUUCGAUGUGCUGCGCAACUCCCCAGUAGAGGUAUCUUCAACAUAACCUACACCACUUAAGAAAAUUAUUUGUAGAAUUACAUCGUAAAAAGGGAUCAGAAGAUGAAGAAAGAAAAAAAGGUCCAAGAAUCCAUGGUAGCAGAGGUUUUAGAAUGCUGUGUCAAAUGCACAAAACACAGUGACAAGCCCAUUCCGACUUAAUGCCACAAACUGAAAUGAUGAUUUUUGUAUUUAUUUUGUAGCCACUGCGAUGUAGAAUAUUGUGCAAACUGACAAUGACAUGACUGUUUUUGAAACGACUGGCUUUGGCUUCGUCUUCGGCUUAAGGAGAUUUUAGGCUGCAAACUUCUUGAACUCCAGCUACAUUUUGGUGCCUGAUAUGCUUCAGAAACAUUCAAUCGGUUGAUAUGAAACCAAAAGUUGGAAUAUUUUUGUUCAUUUUGCCUCUCGGUGAUUCAGAAGUAGGAGGCACAGCCGAAGACGAAGAAAUGGUUUUGAAAAACCCAUAGUGUUAGGGCUAGGGGCAUCAAAAUGUAAAAGUGAUCAAUACUCUGAUGUAAAUAUCAGACAGUUUUGGAAAGCCUCAGUAAGUAAAAAUAGAUUAUUUGGGAAAAAAAGUUGUUGAUAUUCUUAAGAUAAACAUUAUAAAGUGCCCCUGCUCGGCGAUAUUUGUUGAAUUUUAGGUUGGUUUUUCCCUACUGAAGAUAAACCAUUUAUAUGUCGUUAAAAAAAAAGAUUUUGUAUUCAUCUGCUUGUGUUCAGGACCACCGGAACUGAAAAUGAUUUUUUUAAAUGCAAAAGCUUUUGGGUUGAUAUGGAGCUCUUGAAUUAUGACAUAUUUAGUACAGCACUUGCAAAAACCAAAUUCGCUGAUUCUAAAAGGUGUACUCAUAUAUAUUGUUUUUCUUUUAUGUCUACUCUCUACUUACCCAGACUUUUCAAAUCAAGUGUACAUCCUAUAUUUACGAGGUCAUUCCAUUGAAAGGUGGCGUUUCCACUCUAACUUAAAACCCCAUAAAUAGAUUAUAGACCCUUUAAAAGUUAUAAAAUGUAGCAGAUUUCCAGUAUAUGCAUACCUUUCAUGUAGAAGGAGAAUCUCUGUGCAGUUUUGAACUCAUUCGAUGAUACGUUGGAUACAUUUCACUUCGCAGUUUUCUGAGAAGGUAUACUUCAGACAAAUCUGAGUAAAACAAGGCCUACAUGAAUGAGCAUUACCACCAAAGCCUGCGCAUUUUGCAAUACAAGACCAGAUUCAUGCAAUUUUGGGACAGUUUUUAUCAUCGAUGUUGCUAACACUUUCGUUUUGUUAUGUUUUUAUGUACCACUUGAUCUUUAGUGUUUGAUCAUGACCAUAUUUUUAUUAAUUUUGGCACAGAAAAUCCUUUAUAUAAUGCUCAAUUUAUGCUGAAGUAAGAAAAAAAUCCAUCCUGCUUGCAGUGUACCAAUAGACCUUAUUUGUAGCCGCCAUCUUAGAGGGCAGCUUUUGUUAUUUUAAUUCAGUAACAAUGAAUGCACAAAAGGUUCACUCAUGCCUAUACCAGCAAAACAGAGGCAUUGCCCUUUAAGAUGGCUGCUACGCAUAAGAUCUAUGUAGCUAAUCGGUGGUGGCGGUGUAAACAAAUACAUUGCUAUAGGAAGGAGAGGCUUCGUAUAUUUUCAUUUUUCCAGAGCAGAAUCGAAAAAUCCAAUUAGUAAAGAACCUUUGUUUCUCUUUGUAUUCACCGAUUCAAAUAACAUUUUUACAUGUAAUUAUGUCCACGUUUAGGUACGAAUUAACUUUAUUAAUGCACAAAUAAGUUGCACGCUCGAAUUUCACAUUACGUGUGCACGGGCCAUUGCCCAUACACCCACACACGUGUUGCGUGAGUAGUCUGGCACCCACGCAAACAGGUCAACAGUGUGCGUUUCUUUUAUUUAAUAAAAAUGGGUGCCAGCCAUGGCGCUCGGCAUCAUGUUAUUGACAGAAAAACAUUGAAGUUUAUUAAAAUGUGAAAUGUCAAAAAAGCAAGGUGUAUAACUUCAGAUAAACGUGUAAAUAUUUUGUCUGAAAUCCUUGGAAAGGAAUGUACAGAUUUCGUACGCGAUUUCUACUUCUUUCUCUUUUUUAUUAUAGUUCUAAACAAAAUUGUGUCGUCGAUUUUUUUUUUGCUUCUGUUUUCAAAAACAAGAAAAGUGGAAUUUUCUUCUCUGUAAAUUUCUGGCCAUCACUCAGGCUCCCUUCUUUGUGUUUUUCCCUAAAUUUGAUGUAAAUAUGUAUAUAAAAAAAAUCACAUUAAAAAGUUAUGCCAUGGUUGUUGGUAUGCCUUUACAGUACUUUAAUAAUAAAAAAAUCAGUGUACAAAAAAUCAGAAAUUAUAAACUAGUUCAGAUGAAUCUGAACCGUGUUAAACGAAAAAAAAAUCUAUGAAGUGUACUUGCGGCAGUGGAGUAACCAUUAUGCAAUAUGUAAUAACGAUCGUCAACAUUUACAAAUAAAAGCAUUUAAACGGCUUCGAAUUCAAAAUGUACGAAUUCCAUAUACCUUUCGGCCGUGCAUCUGAUAGUUUUUAUUAUAUAUACCGCAGGAAAUGUGUCGCAUUGCAGAUUCGUGAAAUAAACAAGUUGACGAUCUAUCAUAAUUG
Patiria miniata (bat star) is the source of this 10197-nucleotide messenger RNA. RefSeq names its product pecanex-like protein 1. The record is from RefSeq and is a predicted model, not a curated record. Gene Ontology annotation, cellular component: membrane. NCBI's taxonomy places the organism in Eukaryota, Metazoa, Echinodermata, Asteroidea, Valvatida, Asterinidae. The transcript is spliced from 35 exons. Bases 90 to 6671 code for a protein of 2193 amino acids.